CCCAACUCCCCUCUUUUUGGUCACUUCCUGCAUCUUUGGUAGAAGAAUGGAAGCACCGCUUUUGACCAAAACUUCAACCUCAGAUUCUGACUAUUUGGCCGUGAAGAGCUUGAAGGAGGCUAACUCAAUUUUCUGGUCAGAAACAGUGGUGCUAUGGAAAAUAGCAGUACCAGCUGCACUAACCGCACUGUUUCAAUUCUUGUUAAACUCUUCCACCACCAUCUAUGCUGGUCAUUUAGGAGACGCUGAGCUCUCUUCCAUCUCUCUCUAUUCCAGUGUCAUGUGUGCCAUCUGCUUUGCUUUGAUUUUUGGGAUGUCUGCUGGGCUGGGAACGCUUUGCGGGCAAGCUUAUGGAGCAGGGAAAGUUCAAUCUCUUGGAAUUUACCUGCAAAGGUCAUGGAUUGUUGCACUCAUCCUUGUUAUAAUUCUCUUGCCUCUCUAUGUAUAUGCCACUCCAUUCUUAAAACUACUAGGCCAAGAAAAUGACAUAGCUGAACUGGCUGGCCACUAUUCAAUACUAUCCAUUCCCUAUUUGUUUUCCUACACCAUCAAUUAUCCCACCCAGAGAUUCCUUCAGGUCCAGAGUAAGGUUAAUGUGAUCAUGUUCAUAGCAUUUAUAGCCUUAGUUAUACACAAUGUGCUUCUUUACCUUUUCAUCUAUGUCCUCUCCUGGGGUAUAACCGGGGCAGCUAUGGCUUCUAACCUCUCAUCGUGGGUGGUUGCUGGGGGUCAAGUUAUCUAUGCUGUGGGUUGGUGUAAGGAAGCGUGGACCGGGUUGUCAUGGCUAGCUUUCAAGGAUCUAUGGGGCUUUGCGAGGCUAGCUAUUGCCUCAUCUCUAAUGAUGUGCUUUGAGCAAUUUUACAACCCUUGCAUUAUACUCCUCGCUGGUCUACUUGACAAUCCUGUAAUUGCUGUUGGUUCAUAUUCUAUCUGCCUGAACUUCGCAGGUUGGCAAAUGAUGCUGCUAAUUGGAGUGAAUAUUGCUGUUAGUGUUCGGAUCUCCAAUAAGAUAGGAAUGCAGCAUCCGAGAGCUGCUAAGUACUCUUUCUUGGUGACUAUGUUCCACUCUCUCCUCUUAGGGAUGGUGUGCAUGAUUGCUAUUUUCUUAAGUAGAGACAAUCUUGCUAUUAUCUUCUCAAACAGUAGGAAUAUGCAAUUAGCUGUGGCUGAACUAGCAUACCUUCUAGGUCUAUCGAUGCUUAUAAAUAGUGCUUCACAAGUGUUGUCAGGUGUUGCCAUUGGAAGUGGAUGGCAAGUGAAGGUAGCUUACAUUAACUUAACCUGCUAUUAUGUGGUUGGUAUCCCCCUUGGACUUUUACUCGGUUUCACGGCCAAAGCAGGGGUCAAGGGUCUAUGGGGAGGCACACUGUGUGGCAGUAUCCUUCAGGUGUUGUGCCUUUUAUCUGUAAUUUGGAAGACCAAUUGGACCAAAGAGGUGGAGCAAACAGCGAAGCGUAUGCAAGGCUCUCAGUUGGACCCGGUUAAGCCAUAAAAAGCAGCAUGGUGGCCAAUGUUAGUGUGUCACAUGAGACAUUCUAUAUUACAGUACUGUUAGAAUAAUCUGUUUUGUGGAAUUUUAUUACGUUCUUGUUGUAUUAAAUAAAUGUUGUCAGAUUAUUGGGGUGAGAAGAUACUCAAUCGAGAUCACUCUGAGUUGCUGACUGAUGCUGAGUUGUUUGAGCAUUGUGUGUUGAAGAAUAACAUGGUGAAGUUCCAUGAAGGUUGAAGAACUCAGAAUUGAAAUCAAUCAUCAUGCUGCAUUCCAAUUGAAAAUGCUAGCUCGUCUUUGGAAACUAAUCAAUUUCAUUAAGCCUUGGGUUGGACCGUGGAUGAACUUGUUUGAUGAUCGAAGUCCACAGCAGAGAAACUCCACUAAAUCUUGGAGGCAUAAUUCAUAUUAAGAUUUAAGGCUACAAAGACUAGAGACUUUGAAGGAUGAUUUCAAAGGGAUAUGUUGCAGUUACUAUAGGAAGCUUUUGGUAGUUUCUUGUCAUUUUAUUGUGUUGUUAAUUGUAGAUAGGCAGUUAUUUGUGAUACAAAUCGCGUUCAUUAGAA
Messenger RNA from Lotus japonicus, 2055 nucleotides. RefSeq names its product protein DETOXIFICATION 34-like. Gene Ontology annotation, molecular function: antiporter activity; xenobiotic transmembrane transporter activity. The record is from RefSeq and is a predicted model, not a curated record. Bases 47 to 1492 code for a protein of 481 amino acids. Gene Ontology annotation, cellular component: membrane. The transcript is spliced from 7 exons. Gene Ontology annotation, biological process: xenobiotic detoxification by transmembrane export across the plasma membrane. Lineage: Eukaryota; Viridiplantae; Streptophyta; Magnoliopsida; Fabales; Fabaceae.